GGGAGCGCCAUUUUAACUUUAUGUUUCCUUGUGCCGAUGAGAAUUUGCUGCUGAGACGCCCGGAUAUCGGAAGAGGGAGUGCUCGAUCCGACUGGAGAGUUCACGGAGGGGCAGUGGAUAUCGCGGUGAGAUCAGAUUGUCUCGUUCCUUACGAUGUAUGCGUCGACCUCGGGAUCGACACCAAGGAAUGUCGUCUAUACAAUAGCCGACGAAGGGGAAAUCGGAGGUGAACUCGUCGCGAUUGAAUCGCCACAAGGCACACCGCAGAAACUACUGCUCAGUAAUGUGGUGAGCGUCGCCGCUUCCAGAGUCCGUGGUGAGAGUCAAAGAGGUUGUGAUUCUCUCUACUGUGAAUCAUGUCACAGCAGACUCCAAAAGCUCGACGAGAUGGAUCUCAAACAGACAGAGCUGGAGAUGAUGCUCCAAAUCUACCAGAAGAAAUUGGAUUUCUCAAAACGACUCCUGGAUGAGUAUCACUUAAAAGAGAAACCAUUCCUGAACAACAUCACGAAGAUCUUCAAUGGCGACCAAAUAGUUCGGAUUCUCACCGGCCACUGUCUGAAACGUCGCGGUGGAUCCAGCUGGGACGACGCGACUUUGAAAAAAGCUGCGAAACUCUACUUCUUGUGCUCCCCGCAAGGCUAUCAGGAAAUUCUAUCCCUGAAAUUGCCCUUACCAAGCAGCCACACCCUACAGAAUGUUAUUCAGAAAGGUCGAUCUCAGCCUCUGAACCCAAAACUGACCACGUUCAAUCCAUUCACUGCAAACGAUGUGACGUACUCGAUUUCCGUAACGCGGAAAAACCUCCAGCGCCAGAAACAAGUGGUCACUCCCAAGAAUCCAGCUGAGACGAAACAGGAGCGAGGAUAUGCUGAGAAGAUAUCCCGACUGUCCAAAGCCAACGACUCGACUCUGUCUCAAAACUUGGGGCUUGUGAUCUCGCAUGCGGAUGUGUCCAGAUUAGUGAACGAGGAAGAAGAGGAGAAUGACGAAGUCCAGGGCGUGGAGCUUGAGGAGGGCAAUGAGACUCAAGUCCGGGACAACUCCGUGGAUCGGGCAGUCGGAGCCGUUGUUCGCUCCAUGGUGGAUCAAGUGGUGAAGAACGUGACCACACGGCCGAGAGGGCCUUAUGUAUCGAUUCUCAGAAACCCCAAUGAUCCGAAUGCUCCAGCGAGAUACAACCUUGUCAUGCCCCGCCAUAUGUUGAAACCGGGACAACGCUUCGUCCUGAAACACCCUGCUCCAGGUCAAACGACGUCGACCGUUCAGAUCAUAAGUCAUGCUGUCAAGCGACUUCCAGCACCAGCAGCCCGCCAAGCUAUCAUUAAAAGAGCUCGAUUGACAGAUGACUCUUGAGAUAUGAGUGACUGUUUCCGAUGUGAGAAUGAUUUUUCGCAAG
Galendromus occidentalis (western predatory mite) is the source of this 1399-nucleotide messenger RNA. RefSeq lists its product as uncharacterized. The coding region runs from base 154 to 1356 and encodes 400 amino acids. NCBI's taxonomy places the organism in Eukaryota, Metazoa, Arthropoda, Arachnida, Mesostigmata, Phytoseiidae. The transcript is spliced from 10 exons. The record is from RefSeq and is a predicted model, not a curated record.